GGAGCUGGAGGGGCCAAGCAUCAGCAAGAGUAGCAGCGAGCAGCCGCGGUGGUGGCGGCGGCGCGUCGUUGCAGUUGCGCCAUCUGUCAGGAGCGGAGCCGGCGAGGAGGGGGCUGCCGCGGGCGAGGAGGAGGGGUCGCCGCGAGCCGAAGGCCUUCGAGACCCGCCCGCCGGCCGGCGGCGAGAGUAGAGGCGAGGUUUCCCUGCGAGCGGCGCGUCCUCUCCCGCCCAGGCGCGCCGCGCUUCUCCCGGCGCACCGAGGACCGCCCGGGCGCACACAAAGCCGCCGCCCGCGUCGCACCGCCCGGCGGCCGCCGCCCGCGCCAGGGAGGGAUCCGGCCGCCGGGCCGGGGACACCCCGGCGCCGCCCCCUCCGUGCUCUCGGAAGGCCCACCGGCUCCCGGGCCCGCCGGGGAGCUCCCGGAGCCGCCUCGGCCGCGCCGGAGGAGGGCGGGGAGAGGACCAUGUGAAUGGGCUCCGGAGCCUGAGCGCCGCGCAGUUUUUUUGAAGAAGCAGGAUGCUGAUCUAGACGUGGAAAAAGAAAUAGCUGUGGCUCAAAGGCAGACAGCUUUGGGUAGAGGCACAUGACAGCAACAUUGGAGACAGCUAGUCCGCAGUGGCAGCAGCAAGGCAACAGACCAGGACCAGUCCUGCCGCUGUUGUAGAAGACAUGUGGUGUAUAUAAAGUUUGUGAUCGUUGGCGGAAAUUUUGGAAUUUAGAUAAUGGGCUGUGUGCAAUGUAAGGAUAAAGAAGCAACAAAACUGACGGAGGAGAGGGACGGCAGCCUGAACCAGAGCUCCGGGUACCGCUAUGGCACAGACCCCACCCCUCAGCACUACCCCAGCUUCGGUGUGACCUCCAUCCCCAACUACAACAACUUCCACGCCGCCGGGGGCCAAGGACUCACCGUCUUUGGAGGUGUGAACUCUUCGUCUCAUACCGGGACCUUGCGUACGAGAGGAGGAACAGGAGUGACACUGUUUGUGGCCCUUUAUGACUAUGAAGCACGGACGGAAGAUGACCUGAGUUUUCACAAAGGAGAAAAAUUUCAAAUAUUGAAUAGCUCGGAAGGAGAUUGGUGGGAAGCCCGCUCCUUGACAACUGGAGAGACAGGUUACAUUCCCAGCAAUUAUGUGGCUCCAGUUGACUCUAUCCAGGCAGAAGAGUGGUACUUUGGAAAACUUGGCCGAAAAGAUGCUGAGCGACAGCUAUUGUCCUUUGGAAACCCAAGAGGUACCUUUCUUAUCCGCGAGAGUGAAACCACCAAAGGUGCCUAUUCACUUUCUAUCCGCGAUUGGGAUGAUAUGAAAGGAGACCACGUCAAACAUUAUAAAAUUCGCAAACUUGACAACGGUGGAUACUACAUUACCACCCGGGCCCAGUUUGAAACCCUUCAGCAGCUUGUACAACAUUACUCAGAGAGAGCUGCAGGUCUCUGCUGCCGCCUAGUAGUUCCCUGUCACAAAGGGAUGCCAAGGCUUACCGAUCUGUCUGUCAAAACCAAAGAUGUCUGGGAAAUCCCUCGAGAAUCCCUGCAGUUGAUCAAGAGACUGGGAAAUGGGCAGUUUGGGGAAGUAUGGAUGGGUACCUGGAAUGGAAACACAAAAGUAGCCAUAAAGACUCUUAAACCAGGCACAAUGUCCCCCGAAUCAUUCCUUGAGGAAGCGCAGAUCAUGAAGAAGCUGAAGCACGACAAGCUGGUCCAGCUGUACGCAGUGGUGUCUGAGGAGCCCAUCUACAUCGUCACCGAGUAUAUGAAUAAAGGAAGUUUACUGGAUUUCUUAAAAGAUGGAGAAGGAAGAGCUCUGAAAUUACCAAAUCUUGUGGACAUGGCAGCACAGGUGGCUGCAGGAAUGGCUUACAUCGAGCGCAUGAAUUAUAUCCAUAGAGAUCUGCGAUCAGCAAACAUUCUAGUGGGGAAUGGACUCAUAUGCAAGAUUGCUGAUUUCGGAUUGGCCCGAUUGAUCGAAGACAAUGAGUACACAGCAAGACAAGGUGCAAAAUUCCCCAUCAAGUGGACGGCCCCCGAGGCAGCCCUGUACGGGAGGUUCACGAUCAAGUCUGACGUGUGGUCUUUUGGAAUCUUACUCACAGAGCUGGUCACCAAAGGAAGAGUGCCAUACCCAGGCAUGAACAACCGGGAGGUGCUGGAGCAGGUGGAGCGAGGCUACAGGAUGCCCUGCCCACAGGACUGCCCCAUCUCUCUGCAUGAGCUCAUGAUCCAUUGCUGGAAAAAGGACCCUGAAGAACGCCCCACUUUUGAGUACUUGCAGAGCUUCCUGGAAGACUACUUUACCGCCACAGAGCCCCAGUACCAACCUGGUGAAAACCUGUAAGGCCCGGGUCUGCGGAGAGAGGCCUUGUCCCAGAGGCUGCCCCACCCCUCCCCAUUAGCUUUCAAUUCCGUAGCCGGCUGCUCCCCAGCAGCAGAACCGCCCAGGAUCAGAUUGCAUGUGACUCUGAAGCUGACGAACUUCCAUGGCCCUCAUUAAUGACACUUGUCCCCAAAUCCGAACCUCCUCUGUGAAGCAUUCGAGACAGAACCUUGUUAUUUCUCAGACUUUGGAAAAUGCAUUGUAUCGAUGUUAUGUAAAAGGCCAAACCUCUGUUCAGUGUAAAUAGUUACUCCAGUGCCAACAAUCCUAGUGCUUUCCUUUUUUAAAAAUGCAAAUCCUAUGUGAUUUUAACUCUGUCUUCACCUGAUUCAACUAAAAAAAAAAAAAAAGUAUUAUUUUCCAAAAGUGGCCUCUUUGUCUAAAACAAUAAAAUUUUUUUUCAUGUUUUAACAAAAACCAAUCA
Molecule: messenger RNA, 2800 nt
Organism: Piliocolobus tephrosceles (Ugandan red Colobus)
Lineage: Eukaryota; Metazoa; Chordata; Mammalia; Primates; Cercopithecidae
Gene: FYN
Product: FYN proto-oncogene, Src family tyrosine kinase
Exons: 15
Coding region: 724-2337 (537 amino acids)
Biological process (GO): protein phosphorylation
Molecular function (GO): ATP binding; protein binding; protein tyrosine kinase activity
Source: RefSeq, a predicted model, not a curated record